Molecule: messenger RNA, 10123 nt
Organism: Cydia pomonella (codling moth)
Lineage: Eukaryota; Metazoa; Arthropoda; Insecta; Lepidoptera; Tortricidae
Gene: Syn2
Product: gamma-1-syntrophin
Exons: 14
Coding region: 970-2604 (544 amino acids)
Cellular component (GO): intracellular anatomical structure; dystrophin-associated glycoprotein complex
Molecular function (GO): structural molecule activity; protein binding
Source: RefSeq, a predicted model, not a curated record
CCUCGUCGAAGAUAGCGGGACGAACUAGACGCCUUUGACAGAGACUGGUGGGGACACGUGGAAUAAUAAGAGGGAGGCCUUUGCCCAGGAGUGGGACAAUAUAGGCUCAUAAUAAUAAAUUAUUUAUUUAUUGAGAGUUUUUUAAACAAAUGCUACUCUCAUAGUGGAUCUCUAACAAAACUACACCAGUCUAACUUUCACUAUUUCUACGUGCUAGUGUGCUAAUGUGCUUUAUGUGCUAGUCUUGCCAAUGAGGCGACACUCCUCCUUUCGGCUUUUCUCGGCUCCGUUCGGCUCAGCUUUGCUCCGAGCAAUUAUUAGGGUUGGCACAACUUGACGUCCCUAUACGUGCAUGACCACAGAUAAGAUAAAGACCUGAAUUUUGACAACCCUAAAUGGCCGAAAGGGAUAGUGCUAUACAUUAGAAAGGGAUAGCAUAAUUCGUCCCUGAAUCGCUGUCAAACUUCGGUUUUGUAGGAAGUGUCAUUUCUGUACGGUAGUACUAUUAUUUAUUCUGUGGUCUUGCUCGCCCCAUCGCGUUCGUAUUGUAGAGUAGGGAUUUCUAAUUAAAAAUAGGUCAAAAUGAUUGUUUUUACUUAGUAAACAAUGUUUAUCAGAUCGACAAUAUCAUUAGCAAAGACCUAGAGUAGAUCCACGAUGAUGCCUAAGUGGCAAAUAUUAGAAAAACCGUGAUUUAUGUGUUGUUUUGGUGCCAGUCAGUUAUAUUGAUUUAUCGUAAGCCAGUGACCUGUUUUUCGUGUUAUAAAUGUGUUACUCGUAAAUAAUUAAUGAAAUCAUUAGAAAAAGGCCUAAGGAUCUUUGAAGAUGACUUUGUGACAAUAAUCUCAACGUAUUAUCUAGUUAUAUAUGAGAGAAAGCUGUGAACAUGGGCACGGAAUCUGAAUUUUCUAAACAGUGUUGAAAAUUUUCUAAAUAUUUGUUAUUUUGUUAUGGUGUUCUUCUUUUAACAUGAUGACGCCAAUUGAAGAAAAUAAAGAUGACAAGAUCCGCAUGGGCAUGGUGCAAGUGUCGGAUGGCAAGUCGCGGCCGCGGCCUGCGCGUCUCGUGCUCAGCAUGGACGCAGUGACGGUGCAGCGAGAAGUACCUGUUGUGGUGCCCGUGCGAGACAAGAAUGUGCCUCAUGCUAGGGAGCGUAUGGUGCAAAUAACCCGGCAGAAGGUGGGGGGCCUUGGCCUCAGUAUAAAGGGUGGAGCGGAACACAAGCUGCCAAUCCUCAUAUCCAAGAUAUACAAGGACCAGGCGGCGGACCAAACAGGGCAGUUAUUUGUUGGCGAUGCAGUUAUUAAAGUAAACGGCGAGUACAUCACUGCCUGCUCACACGACGAUGCGGUCACCAUUCUAAGGAACGCGGGCGAUAUUGUCGUCUUGACGGUCAAGCACUAUCGAGCAGCCACGCCAUUUCUGCAGAAACAAGCGGAUGGCGCGUCUGAUACAGACAGCAGUACCGGCGACGAGCACCCGUCCCUGCACGGCAAGCCUGUUGACGCCAACUGCAACGAGAAGGCAGACCAGACCAAUGGCGGAUGGCAGACGGCGUGGGGAGAGGAAGAGAGCUCCCGACCCGGCAGCGCGGCGGGGUCACUCCGCUCCCGACCGUCGUCGGUGGCCUCCGACCGACUAGGGGCCGACCACACGCAGGGAGCUAAGGAGUGGAAAGACGUAGUUUCGGUACCUUUGAUGAUGGGAUAUGUCACAAGAUAUGUCUUCGGAACGGACAAGCUAAGGCCAGGCGCUUUUGAAGUCCGCGGCGCGCGACCACAGAUGACGACGGGCGUCAUACACGCGGAGGACCCCGCGGCACUGUCGCAGUGGCUCAAGAGCAUAUCGGACAACAUCGUCGGACUUACCAACCUACAGAUGAAGCUGUUCAACCGUCAGCUGGCCGUGGGCGAGCGCAUCGAGUACAUGGGCUGGGUGCACGAGGGCGUGCUGUGCGGCGCGCAGCCGUGGCAGACCUACCGACCCAAGUUCCUGCUCCUCAAGGGCACCGACGUCAUGUUGUUCGAUGUUCCCCCGAUGAACAUCGCCGAAUUAGCAAAAUGUCCAGAAACCCUUAAAGUGUACCAGACCAUGUUCCGAACUGUCAAAGAGAGCGAAACAGUGGACUGGCGGCAGCACUGCUUCCUCGUGCAGAGCAGCGGCGCCGGGCCCGGCGGCGGCGCGGCCGGCCCCCGGUACUUCAGCGCCGAGACCCGGCGCGAGCUGCUGCGCGUCGAGGCCGCCUGGACCAGCAACAUCGUCAACUCCGUCACCAGGCUGCAGAAAAAAACGUUCACGGUGGUGCACGGCGGGCGAGCAGCAGGCCUGACGUUGGACUGGUCGUCGGGGUUCUCGCUCAGCGAGGGCACUCCCGGCGCGCCGCCUGUGUGGGCCUACAGGUUCUCACAAUUGAGGGGCUCGAGUGACGAUGGAAAGUCGAAGCUAAAACUACAUUUCCAAGAUGCUGAGACCAAGGUGAUAGAAACAAAGGAGCUGGAAUGCCAGAUCCUGCAGAGCUUGCUGUUCUGCAUGCACGCGUUCCUCACCGCCAAGGUGGCGUCCGUCGACCCUGCCUUCCUCGCGUCCAUGCAUCAGAACAAUUGACAGUCGGAGACUAGCGACUAAACGUGUACAGGGCGUCUAGUCGUCGACAGCAAGAUGAAGACCUUAACGAGGUAAAAAUAAAGCUCACUUUGCUUUGACACAUUUUGUCUCUUUGAGGCGUUGUUUAUCGUUUAACUAAAAGUGUUACAUUUGUAAUUGUUUUAAUUGUUAGUAGGUACAUUACAUUUUGCUGAGUAGAUUUAGCAAAGUGGAUAUUUGGACUAUGGGGCAAACCGAGGAUGAUACGCGUUUGUAUGUACUCUUUCACACACCUCACGUAUCCAAAAAAUGUACUUAUUCUUUUUUUCGUCCAUACCUAUACUCUGUAUCUUUAGGUAGGUAUUUAAAUAAAAGUAAAUAAAAUCUACCCUCAAAUGGCUCCUUAAGCCAAUUGAGGGUACAUAAAAACAUUACAUGAUCAAAUAAUGUAGGUUAAAGUAAGGUCGUUCAGUGACAGAUCGAGGCAGUUUUGUAUUUGGUUGGUUAACCAAUAAAUGUUAUAACUACCCGAAAAUGUACAAAUUGUUUAAUUAUUUAAUUAUCUAAAGAUACACAGUAUAGUACAUAACAUACAAAUUCGUAUUAGAUAACGUUUUCCCUAUAAACCUAUUAUAGUUCGUGUCAUCCAAGAUGACGCGCAGAUUUGUCAAAUCUAACGUUUAACAACAUGACAUUUCGAGUCAAGGCACACGUCUUCGUGAAUGACACGAUCUAUAAGGUUGUAAGUCAUGUUAAAUUCUGUCAUAAUGACAGUUAGUUGUACUUUCAAGGUAUCUUAAAAUUUUCAAAGGCUAGUAUUUUUCGAAAUUUAAACAGCGAAUCAGGAGACUACGUUUUCUACAGCUAAUCUAGCAUUUAACGAUUAGUGGCCUAUUGAUGUUAACACAUUCAGUGCCAGCGCGAGCGUAGCCGAUAACACAGGAAAAACCAUAUGUAUUGAAAAGCACCUACGAACAAAGAACCCGCCUAGCGGGUCGCUGGCGAUGAAUGUGUUAGUAGUUUUCAAAUUCAUCUGAACCGGUAAUAAAUGUGACUAAUAAUUUGAUAUCUUAUAAGAGAACAAAAAUAAUAUUGAAUUGCGUUAUAGGACUAAUUCAGCAUUAUAUAAGCAAUGCUAAAACUUUACUUUCUGUCUUGAGAAACAUAUCUGCGCUUCAUAUAGCGUUAACAUUACAAAAGUUCAUUAAUGCAAAACUUUUAAAAGAAUUAUAAUACGAAAUUUUGGUCAAACACCCAGGUAGAAUGGGUCCAUGUUUUAACAUUUGACUAAACAGUCUUGCACGCCGGUUCAGAUUCAAUUUUCCUAUGGUAUCAAUGACGCGCGUCUUCCUUGCGAUUUUCUCUAUACUUCAAAUCUAUUUUAUAAGCACUUUGAUUCUAAAUUACCUACUCUCAAGCCUAAGAUUUUUUAAAGAACGAAUAGCAUUGUCUGAGUAUGAGAUAAAAUGUACUACAACUAAAGUUAUAAGCAUCGGCAAACAUCUAACCUCGGUUACAAAUAUAAUUCUUCAUGGUGAUGAAAGGGCUGUCACAAUAACGGUCCGUGUGUGUAAACGUGCACGUGCACGUUGUAAUAUACAGAUCCUUAUUAGAGACGGCACACCGCUUGCGUGACUUGUGCAUGCGCGGCUCAAACAUUUUACCGCGCGCGCACGUCUACUCAAACUUAGCCGGUGUGGUCUGGUCUUAAAUGUUCGCAAUACAGAGGGCCUACCGCGAUUCACGUUCGAUGUAUUGCCUCCCUGUUACACUUACGUACGAAUUUACAAGUGCGACAGAGAGGCAACAGGUCGAACGUGGUUCGCGUUAGACCCUCAGAGUUGUCGAAGCAUAACUUUAAUUGUAACACUGUAGAAGGAACUUUGAAAGAGUCAUUUAUAUUCAGUAUUACUAUUUAUGCUUGCUUAUUCUAAGAUUCGGUUAGCAUCCGUUAGACCGAUUACUUAAUUCUGAUUGGUUAGUGAUGUAAUGUCACAAAAUGUAACGGACUAUUUAAAGUGGUACUUUUGUUAGUAUAUUACGAAUCAUCGAAUUUGUUAUAUUUUUACGAAGUAGUUUUAUGUGAGUUUUUUGUAUGUAUAAUUAAAUAUUAAUAUUAUCUGUACUGUUACUUUCUAGAUUUUUGAUUCCAUAAUUUGAAUAUGAUAUUAAUAAGUACCGAUUAUUUUUACCAAAGAUUUUAACUGAAACUCAAUUGAACCAAAACUAUCACAACUCAAUGUAAUGACGAUAUUAUACAAUAAAUUAGAGUGUGCAUUUUUGACACGGUUAUAGCUCCGGUAUUUAAUUAUAAAAUGUAGUUAUAUCGAUUUUACUUACUUUAUAAUACGUUUGUAACACAUUUAUGGCGAGGCUAUGUUUUUGACUGAAAUUCGAAUUAUAUUUAAGUGUAAGAUUUAAUUAAGUUUUCUUAUUAAUCGAAAUACGCCUAUUGUAUAUAUUAGACAAUUUUGCGCUUGCGUCAUAUCAUUAAAUUUAAGUGAAAUUAAAUAUUGCUAUAUCAAUUAUACCUAUGUUUAAAAUUUAUCGAAAAUAAAUUCAUUUCAUAUAAUUAUUUGGUUGUUAAACGUUCAUAUUUUAUCAAGAUAAACGAUCGGCCGGAUAGAAAAUGGCUUGGUAAAUAUAGUAUUUUCAAUAUUAUUGUACUAAAAUAGUCUAUGUUAUAAUAAAAUUUCGUCUAUAAAGGGGUAAAAUUUCCGAGGCCACAGUAAUUUGCAACCAAAAUGUAUAAAAAAUAGUAUGUGAAACCAUAGAAUAUUUUAUCUGCAGCUGGAAGUGAUAUAUUAUAUGAAGUAAAAUUAUUUAUUGCAGGUUGGCCUACUAAACUUUACCCGAUGCUAGUAGCAAAGAGAACUGGUUGUAAUAGAGAGGCGAAGUCUAAGAAAAAAACGUGCCUCUUAGUUUGACAUCCAAACAGAUGGCGCUGAACUGCGCCGGAUGUUUUGCGGUUACUGAAUUGUCACACGUCAAAUUUUGACAAUCAGCUUUUUCUUUCCAUCCUGUUACCCCCUGCUGGGGUGUAGAGCUCGAACCAUUUUCUUCCACUGACUCCGGCUCCGGUCCUGGGCAGCUUGGGUAACCUCCUCCCACCCCAUCCCCAAUACACCCAACUCUUGCUCCACGGAACGGCGCUAAGUAAAUUUAGGGCGACCAUGUUUCCGUUUUCCGGGCAAUCAGACAAAUUGACAAUCAGAGUUACCCCAAAAUGUAUGGGGCUGUACAGCGCCAUCUCGUUUACUUGGCAAAUUCGAAGCACGAAAUUGUCUUAGAUUUUACACAUGUUACUCAAUCAAUGUAUCUUUGCUAGUAGGUACUUAGUACUCUACCUAUAUUUAGUUGUUAAGGACAUUCUUAUGAAUUGAAUUGUUGACUAUCGAGAUUUUUGUGGGAGUUCAAAAUUUUUAUUACUGUAUUUUAUCAUCACAAAAAGUUAUUAUAUAAAAGUGUUUAUGUGAACAUGUUUUAAGAUAUAUGGGCAUAAUUUGCUAGUGCUAAUGUUAUUUUUUUUGCAUGUAUAUGCUUAUGUAUUACUCUAGAUCUGAUAUAUUUAUGUUACUAGUAGAUUUAACUUAUUUUCUUGUGUGCGAAACUGUAUACAUGUAUAUACAAGUAUUAUAUUCGCCUUGCGUAAGGUCAAUUCGUAGCAAAAUAUAUUAUUUACCUUAAAUUAGUGAACAAACGGGUUUUUAGCAAAAUUUAUAUCAUGUAACCAAUACUCGACAUUAUCAAGGUACGCGAUUUUAAGUAAUGUUUUUUAUCUGUAGAUUUUAAUCCUUUUUUUGUGCUGUCAACAAUAAUGGAUAUGAUCUGGAUAACUUAUCUCAGUUGACAACUAUUACUCGUCCAAAAAUAAUCCUACCGAAGGCAUUCCUAAAGAAUAAAUUCUUCAUAUUUAUAUAUAUUACCUAUAUAUAGCCCCCUCUAGUUUUUGAACCUUGAAUUAUUUAACACCUUGGUGGACACUCGACGCUUAUAGGCGUAAUCCCUGUUCUUUCUAUAUAGUGUUAAUCAAAGUUAAAAAUACCUUUUGGAAUAAGACCUUUAUAAGGGCUUCUGGGACUCAGGAGGAUAGGAUUCUAAUACGUACCGUGAAACCACGCAGUUAUUGUCCAAUACUUCGGUCCACAAGUUUAAUACGUGAUUAAGUACACUCACGGUAUUUCGCCGUAGAACUUCGAAUUUGAAAUAUGUAAUAGUUGCACCUGAACAAAGAUAUUCAGGUUCUUUUUAUACCAUUUUUGGGAGUUUCUGGACUAUAGGGUAUGCCAUCUCGUUCUCUCUCUCUCGUUCAUCUCGCAAGCCCCCCCCCCCCCCCUAAACUUCACACUGGCUCUAUUUCACAUAGUCUGCCAGUGGCUUAAAUCUAAAAAUGGAAAUUUGAUUUGCUCCGCGCCAAUGAAUUGGGGGCUUCUGUGCUGCCGUGUACAGUUUAUGCACGCUCCCUAUCGUCGGGUGGUUUUACGAUAGGUACGUGAUAUAAGGAGUAUUGUUACAUAGGGCCGGUGCCGAAAGAUGUGUUGAGCAGCAAACACUGAGUAGGGAUGUAUGUCGGUUGUCAGCUAAGAUAUGUUUGUCUUUAAAUAUACAAUUUGUUAGUGUAUAUUAUACGACCUGACUGGGUAGACUUAGCAGGUUUUGGCUAUUUGAGGCUAUCGGUUGUAAGUGAUAGGAAUUAUGGCAUUGAACUUUACACUGGAUUGUAGCAGCUGUAUAACUCGGUUGGAUAUAACUGUCAAUUCAAAGCAACAACUGUAAUUAAUGUCGAUUAAAAAAUAGCGGAAGAUACGUAUAUACAUUUUUCGAACCGUUUUUUUUUAGGUUAAUAUAUGUAGCUCAGGAGCGCCGCGAUAAUAUCUCGUCUGCGAGAUAGACUACCCGUUCCUCUAUAAUCAAUACAGAUAGAAAAACACGAGUAUUGGCUCUCGCUCGCGAGAUACUGUCGGAGAUCUCUUGCGGUACAUAAAUUUAACUAUGCCUAUAUUUGAAAUAAUGAAAGUACUAUGGAUAAAAAAAUAUAUUAAAAAGUUAUUGUCAACCUUGUGAUGUCAAUAAAACAAUCCAGUGUAACAAGUGUUGUGUGACACCCGUCACCGCCUAGUGCGUGACAGGUGUCAAAAUUGACUUGUCUAGAUAAUAAUUAGCUACGAGUGUCUAUUUGCGGAUUCGCUACUGAGAGAAAAGGUUAUAAUAUAGCAACAACGAAUAUAAUUCUAGAAAGUAGUAUGAGAUUACCUGUAAAAUUAAAAUCGAAACCAUGCGGCUGGUCACGUAUUAUCUGAAAAUAUGUACUUAAAUAAUUGAAAUGUAUAAUCAAUUAAUCAUAUUAAAUUUGGUCAGUGUUAGUAAUAUUGAAAAGGAAGAUACUAAUUUGUAUAUAUUUUUUGUAAACAAUUAUUUGUGAGUCUUGUAACACCUUAACCGAUGUAACAGCCUAACAGCUAAUAUGAAGUCAAUACAAUAAAAUAAAAUCGUAUAAUUAUAAAGAAUACUAAUGCUUUAAAACUAAUUUCAUCGCUCCAUGUUAUUUUUGACCUAUAACUAUGACAUUUAACUAAGUAUUUCAUUUUGAUGUCUUUGACGAAAUAUUCGGUAACGAAUAACAAUUAUAAUUUAUUAUAGAUCAUAAUUUAUUAUAAAUUAUAAUUGUUAUUGUUGUGUUUUAUUUAUUUAUUUUUUAUUUUAUUUUGUGUGUAAUUAGCUAAUGUAAUUAAUAAGUUAAUACGCGACUGGCCGCAUACGGUGAUUUGACCAAUCUAAAACCUGCAUAAUAAACACCACUAACUAGAUGGCCCGUCCACUUUAUACCCGAAUAACUCGUUUUUUUAUCGUAGUCGUAUAUUCCAUACUGAAAUAAACUUUUAAAAUUACGUAUACUGAGUGGUAAAUUUUAUUACUUUGUACUAUUAGAAAAUUAAAGAACCAUUCAAUAUACUAGACAUUUUAUAUUUAAUAUUAGUUCGUGUGAGCUUUUCUUUCACUAUCGAAUAAUGAUCAGUAACCUAGCGUAAACCAUACCACGUAAGUGCGAAUGUGCAAUCGUCAACCAAACAGCUUGUGUCCGCGAAACGGAAACAUUAUCUUAUCAUCUUGACUCGAGAGAGAAGCUACAUAUAUCGAUUCAUUUGUUCCUCGAGUUAAAUAAUAAGGAGCUUAUUUUCCAAACGGGCCUAGUUGCGUAAUAUAAGUUUAAUAUGUGGUGUUAAAUAAUGAUAGAUAGUCCAAACAUCUUGCAGUGCAGCGUCCGAGCGUACCCGAUAAAAGUAGUAAUAAGAUAUCAAAAAUGACUGUAUCCGACUAACAUUGUAUAAUGAGAUUAUUAUCUUUUAAAGUCAGAUAACCAGCGGUACUAGUCACGAUGUAGUAAUUUUAUUAUGCAACGGGCUUCAAACUCAUAAUAUCAAAGAGUCUAAGGUAUAAUAAUGUGUCCGCGGGCAACAGCUGAUUGUUAUAAAUAUGGGAAUCGAUUAGUCAAUUUAGAGAGUAUAUUCAAGACUGAACUGAAUGUUGUCAUUCGCAGUUUGUUUCGCUAAUUCUUCACAACGGUUCAAAAGCAUAGAGACGCUUGCUAAAACACUACAAUUGAAAUUAAUGAUUUGAUGGCACGGACUAGAGGCACUAUAAGCUCGGUUGCGCUUUUUUAUUUCACUAUUGAAGAUGCGCCUCCGAUGAAGUGUUUCUAAGUGUAAGGCCUGAGUGGACGCUCGAGUUGGGCAUGAAGGGGGGCGGGGCGUGCAUGUUAAACAAAUGCAAGCGUAUAGGAGCGGCCUCAGUGCACACUUCUCAAAUCACUUGUGAGCCCGACGCCACGCUGCACGCCCUGCCGCACGCUCAGUUCUCACACUAAGCUUCUUCACCUACAGGUGCUAAUAGCCUACUUUGCUUGUAAAGCAAGCGUCUCAAUGUUAUUAAAAGCGUAACUUUUGGGAACUUGGGUCUUCAAUAACUCGAAUACUCACGGCCUGUCCCUUACAUUUCACCCACCCCAAUCAUCCCAAGUAUUUUUUCAACGGUACACUUACAGUGCAGUAUUUAUCUGGUUAACCAGUAAGUAUGUCACGUUUCCCUAUGAGCCUCGCCUAUGAAUACGCAGUGCGGCGUCAAGCAAACGCUCUUAUGCACUAACAUAUACCUACGGUUGAAUUUUAGUCGCCUCGCUCCUUUACAAAUACGGCCGUAGUGUACCGUUAAAUGAGAUAUAACAGUUACGGCUUUCCCCUAACAUAAGUGCACCAUUCAUUUUAUUUCAACUAGACAUCGUACGUUGUUUAUGAUAUUUUUAAUUCCAAAUUCAUCUAAGGUGUACGGAAUCUGGUAGAUCUACAGAGCGUCUCAAAUAUUUGUGCAGCUUCGGAUUAAAUAUUGAGAAGUUCAGUAGAUUCUGCCUAUGUGGGUGAAAUCGAAGCGUUGUAUACCUGUUCAUGGGAACCACUAUAUUAGAUGUGGUAACCUAGUUAUUUAUACAUAUUGUUGACAUGUAACUAUAUUGUAUCCAUUAGUGAAAAUAAACAUUUCGUAACUA